CCUUUAAAACCUCACCAUCCAAUCGCAUAUUCAAAAUCAAACCUUCCCAAAUAACCCUAGCUACCUUCCACCCACCUCAAACUGCUAAAUUCAUCAUGCCUCAUUUCUCAAACUCACUCAAGCUCAAGUAUGUCAAACUUGGCUACCAAUACCUUGUCAACCACAUCUUAACCUUCAUCAUCAUACCCCUAAUGCUUGCAACAUUCAUAGAGCUGCUUCGUUUAGGCCCAGAUGAAAUCCUCAAACUUUGGAACUCUCUUCACCUUCAUCUCGUCCAAAUCCUCUCCUCUUCCUUCCUCCUCAUCAUCAUCGCUACCAUCUACUUCAUGUCCAAGCCACGCACGGUCUUCCUUGUGGACUACGCCUGCUUCAAGCCACCAGUCACCUGCCGUGUCCCUUUUGCCACCUUCAUGGAGCACUCGCGCCUCAUACUCAAGAACAACCCCAAAAGCGUCGAGUUCCAGAUGAGGAUUCUAGAAAGAUCUGGCCUUGGAGAAGAAACAUGUCUCCCUCCGGCCAUCCAUUACAUCCCACCCAAACCCACCAUGGAAGCAGCCAGAGGUGAAGCUGAACUUGUCAUAUUCUCGGCUAUGGACUCGUUGUUCAAGAAAACGGGUCUGAAGCCGAAGGACAUUGACAUUCUCAUAGUCAACUGCAGCCUCUUUUCUCCAACACCAUCUUUAUCAGCUAUGGUUGUCAACAAGUACAAACUCAGAAGCAACAUCAAGAGCUUCAACCUCUCGGGAAUGGGGUGCAGUGCGGGGCUUAUUUCCAUCGACCUGGCUCGUGACCUUCUCCAAAUCCACCCUAACUCCAACGCUGUGGUUGUGAGCACGGAGAUCAUAACCCCCAACUACUACCAGGGCAAUGAGAGAGCCAUGCUUCUUCCGAACUGCUUGUUCAGAAUGGGUGGUGCUGCCAUUCUGCUAUCCAACAGAAAAUCUGAACGCAAGAGGGCUAAGUACAGACUGGUUCACGUGGUGAGAACCCACAAGGGUUCCGACGACAAAGCGUUCCGUUGUGUGUUUGAAGAGGAAGACAAAGAAGGAAAAGUGGGGAUUUCACUUUCCAAGGACCUUAUGGCCAUAGCAGGAGAAGCAUUGAAGUCUAACAUAACCACCAUGGGACCCCUCGUGCUUCCUGCUUCGGAGCAGUUACUUUUCCUUUUCACGCUUAUCGGAAGGAAAAUCUUCAACCCCAGAUGGAAACCUUACAUCCCUGACUUCAAACAAGCCUUUGAGCACUUCUGCAUCCACGCUGGUGGGCGUGCUGUGAUAGAUGAGUUGCAGAAGAAUCUUCAGCUUUCUGCGGAGCAUGUUGAGGCUUCCAGAAUGACCCUGCACCGGUUCGGGAACACCUCUUCUUCCUCUCUGUGGUACGAACUCAACUACAUUGAGUCCAAGGGGAGAAUGAAAAGAGGUGAUAGGGUUUGGCAGAUUGCAUUCGGAAGUGGGUUCAAGUGCAACAGUGCUGUUUGGAAGUGCAAUAGAACCAUUGAGACACCUCUUGAUGGCCCUUGGAGUGAUUGUAUUGAUCGCUACCCGGUUCACAUUCCUGAGAUUGUUAAGCUCUAGGAGAAACACGACCAACACUAUCUUCCUUAGUUGUCUAAAACAUUCUUGUAAAUACACAAUAAUUUAUCAGAAAUCACAGGAUUUAUACUCGUGAUUUUGUGAUUUCAAAUAAACUUUACAAAGUAAGAAAAAUUGUGUCCUGAAGAAUGUAUUAGACAGAAAGAAAAUCUGUUUUUAGCGGUUGUUUACUUCCUCCGUUGUUAUUCAUGUUUCUUCGUAUUUGGAUUUUGUUUUUCGCUGACAAUCACAAGAACUUGUUGUGAAUUGCUUACGGAAAAAUUCACAUCGGGGCUUGUAUGAUACGUGUCAUGUAAGGGAAAUAGAACUCCCCAAAUCCUAUUAAUUAGUUGUUCUUUUUGUUCGUGUAAUGAACUCGAUAAAAUGCAUGGGAAGAAAAUGAUUAUGUUGGUGAA
This is a messenger RNA of Vigna radiata var. radiata (mung bean), 1987 nucleotides long. Its product is annotated as 3-ketoacyl-CoA synthase 6. Gene Ontology annotation, biological process: fatty acid biosynthetic process. Bases 96 to 1574 code for a protein of 492 amino acids. Gene Ontology annotation, molecular function: acyltransferase activity, transferring groups other than amino-acyl groups. The transcript has a single exon. Gene Ontology annotation, cellular component: membrane. Lineage: Eukaryota; Viridiplantae; Streptophyta; Magnoliopsida; Fabales; Fabaceae. The record is from RefSeq and is a predicted model, not a curated record.